Pongo pygmaeus (Bornean orangutan) is the source of this 4382-nucleotide messenger RNA. RefSeq names its product carboxypeptidase Q (gene CPQ). The transcript has 10 exons. Lineage: Eukaryota; Metazoa; Chordata; Mammalia; Primates; Hominidae. The record is from RefSeq and is a predicted model, not a curated record. The coding region runs from base 428 to 1945 and encodes 505 amino acids. Gene Ontology annotation, molecular function: metallodipeptidase activity. Gene Ontology annotation, biological process: proteolysis; thyroid hormone generation; peptide catabolic process.
AGUCUGAAGGCAACGCCCCUGCACGAAGGAGUCAGGCCUAGGGGCUCGGGACCCAGGGCGACACUCAAUUUUCUAACAGGAGCCACAGCCCAGAAGCUGAGCAGCCUUCCGGCCGAUCUGUGGCCCUGAGGUCGCCCUUGGAGGGCGAGUGAGAACCCCCAAGGCGUUCCGGAGGUGGCGCCCGGCCCGAACCCGGCGCCCGCCCCGGCCCCCCGAGUCAGGUCUUUGCCCCGCCUCUCGGCCCGCGGCCUGGCCGGCAAGCAGGGCUGCAGUUACGGGGCGGAGCGGAGGGCCCCAGCACGGUCAGGGGUGUGUCCGCCGCCACCGUAAGGCUAGGCCACGAGCUUCGUCCUGGGAGCCGCCUCCGUCGCCGCCGUCAGAGCCGCCCUAUCAGAUUAUCUUAACAAGAAAACCAACUGGAAAAAAAAUGAAAUUCCUUAUCUUCGCAUUUUUUGGUGGUGUUCACCUUUUAUCCCUGUGCUCUGGGAAAGCUAUAUACAAGAAUGGCAUCUCUAAGAGGACUUUUGAAGAAAUAAAAGAAGAAAUAGCCAGCUAUGGAGAUGUUGCUAAAGCAAUCAUCAACCUAGCUGUUUAUGGUAAAGCCCAGAACAGAUCCUAUGAGCGACUGGCACUUCUGGUUGAUACUGUUGGACCCAGACUGAGUGGCUCCAAGAACCUAGAAAAAGCCAUCCAAAUUAUGUACCAAAACCUGCAGCAAGAUGGGCUGGAGAAUGUUCACCUGGAGCCAGUGAGAAUACCCCACUGGGAGAGGGGAGAAGAAUCAGCUGUGAUGCUGGAGCCAAGAAUUCAUAAGAUAGCCAUCCUGGGUCUUGGCAGCAGCAUUGGGACUCCUCCAGAAGGCAUUACAGCAGAAGUUCUGGUGGUGACCUCUUUCGAUGAACUGCAGAGAAGGGCCUCAGAAGCAAGAGGGAAGAUUGUUGUUUAUAACCAACCUUACAUCAACUACUCGAGGACGGUGCAAUACCGAACGCAGGGGGCGGUGGAAGCUGCCAAGGUGGGGGCUUUGGCAUCUCUCAUUCGAUCCGUGGCCUCCUUCUCCAUCUACAGUCCUCACACAGGUAUUCAGGAAUACCAGGAUGGCGUGCCCAGGAUUCCAACAGCCUGUAUUACUGUGGAAGAUGCAGAAAUGAUGUCAAGAAUGGCUUCUCGUGGGAUCAGAAUUGUCAUUCAGCUAAAGAUGGGGGCAAAGACCUAUCCAGAUACUGAUUCCUUCAACACUGUAGCAGAGAUCACUGGGAGCAAAUAUCCAGAACAGGUUGUACUGGUCAGUGGACAUCUGGACAGCUGGGAUGUUGGGCAGGGUGCCAUGGAUGAUGGCGGUGGAGCCUUUAUAUCAUGGGAAGCACUCUCACUUAUUAAAGAUCUUGGGCUGCGUCCAAAGAGGACUCUGCGGCUGGUGCUCUGGACUGCAGAAGAACAAGGUGGAGUUGGUGCCUUCCAGUAUUAUCAGUUACACAAGGUAAAUAUUUCCAACUACAGUCUGGUGAUGGAGUCUGACACGGGAACCUUCUUACCCACUGGGCUGCAAUUCACUGGCAGUGAGAAGGCCAGGGCCGUCAUGGAGGAGGUUAUGAGCCUGCUGCAGCCCCUCAAUGUCACUCAGGUCCUGAGCCAUGGAGAAGGGACAGACAUCAACUUUUGGAUCAAAGCUGGAGUGCCUGGGGAGUUCCCUUACACAAGCUCUCUUGCCUGCCGCCAUGCAAGACAUGACUUUGCUCCUCAUUCGCCUUCAGCCAUGAUUGUGAGGCCUCCCCAGCUACGUGAAACUGGAAACAAAAUGAAAAUUUCCAUCAAGAAGCCCUGUCAAGAGAGAGCUAGCCUGAGUGCCUUUCUAGGAAAGUCCUGGAAUUCUCUUAAGAGAGGAGAAAGGCUUAGGAAGGAAAUAUGGAAACUACGAAAAAGGCUAAGACAUCCUCAAGUCUAAGGACCUUGGUGUUUUCAUCCCAGAGCCCCACACCUUGCAAGUGCCCAGAGCAUAGUCAUUGGAUGAUGCUGCUUCCCACUUACCCUCUGGUUUGACAUGGCUGCAGGAUUUGCAUAUGGAAACUGACUGGGUUGAGAAGAGACUCAAAUAAGGACAGACUGGAGAAGUAGGCUUAGAAAGGAGAGACUUCCUGAAGCUUUAAUGCUGUGCAAUAGAAAUGUACAGCAUCAACUUCCUUAUACAACUAGGCGGGUCAGCAGGUCACCUGUGGCGGACCCAGGGAGGACGUCCUCACACCGACAGGUGAGCUUGGCUCGGAGCAUGGCCAGGAGCCAGCCCAUAGCCACAUGCCACCACUUUCUGGCCUUCAGUGUGUUUGCCUUAGUGUCCUCAUCUGUAAAACAGGACUAAUGGCAUCUACCUCACAAGGCUGAUGUUAGGACUUUGUGAGGAAACAGUUUUCAAAAGCUUAGAACAGUGUCUGGCAAGUCCUCAAUUGGCAAGAAAUGUCAGCUCCUCUUGCUGUGAUGAUCACCAAACCCACUUUUUUUACAAACAGAGUGGGGAGACACCACAUCAUUUUCAUUCUUGUUUCAGGAUCUUGGGAAUUUCUGUUUGUCCAUUUAUGCAUUUGUUUUUGUCUUUACUUAUUUAGAGUUCUGGUGGAGAUAAUUUGUUAGCAGGUUUUCUGUUGGAAGGUGCAAGCCUUCUUCCCUAGCCUCAAUAAGUGUGUCCCUGUAUGCAGAGGGGGGCAAUUUAGCUUCUCAAUCUUCGAAGCCUUCCUAAGGACAACAUCACUCUCAGGCUGGAAAUUCUCCGAAAUCCCAGCUUCCAGCAACCCACAGUCAAGUAUUCCUAGGGAUAUGAGAGGGCUUUGUUCACAGUCACAGAACACGUAUAAAUGGGGAUAAACUCAAAUGGUUUGUUGUUUUGGUUAAAGUAAAUAAAAGGGAAGAAGAACAAGGAAAUCAAAUACGGGUCCAGUGGGACCAUCCUCAGUGUAAUAACAGCAUUUCCCAUUAGCUUUCUAAGCAACUUUUAGGCUGCUGAUUUGCCACAGAAAGACUUUUUAAAAAUGCUUUGGUUUCACACAUGGAAAGAAGCCCUCGGGGUGAAUUGCUGGCUGCCCUACAUUAGAGGCCUAGCAGUAAGAACCAUUAGCUCUAAAGACAGGUUAAUUACGAGGAGAACUCCCUGGCCUAAGCUGAGGGAGUUACAGUGAUUCCCAGUGAGAGGCUAAUCAGGAGGCCGCGUUGGGUGGCAACAGCCCUCUCCCGGACAAGGGCUUAACGGGAGUGUCUAAUACCAUUUGCAGUGUUUGGGUUUAUGUGGGGACCAGGAGUCCUGUUGUGUUUGGGUUCAUUAGCUUCAGGGAUUAUUGCCUAUGGGGAUUCACUAACAAGUAGCAGGGGAAGGUGGGAAGAGGCAAGAUGAGCUGGAGAGAUUCGGCAAGACCUCUUAUUCUAUAAAAUUAAGAUCUUGAUGAAACCCCAGACUUUGUCCAGGGCUGGCUCCUUGGUCUAUCUGGAUUGGCAAAUAGGUGUAGACAACAUAUUACAGGAUCUUACACCCCAUGUCAUCUAUUCCAGAUGAUUCUGCAAUCAGCUGUGCCUUAAAACAUGUUCAUGAGAGCUACUCUUGAUUUCCAAGAAACUGCAUGAGAUUUCAUUUAGAAGCCCUUGAAAACAAAGUUUGUGUUUUCUCAAGAAAAGUUUGUUUAGAGCCAGCAACACAAUUUCCAACCCAUUCACCACCCUCCACCAACAUUCUGAGGGCAAAUAGGAAUCUGGGAUGUGCAAAAUUUAGGAACUUUUCUCCAAAAGAGGUAUUUUGACAAAAUAUAUAUAAGCAUCAGAUUCCACAGUUACUAACUGAGCACCUAUUAUGUGCUUGACACUGUGCAGAGUACUUUGCUUUGCUCCACGAUUCCCACAAUUCUCAUUACUCCACGGGAGAGGGGUAUGGUUAUCAGUUCUGCAGAUGGUGAGACUGAGGCCCACAGACUCACAAAAGGCCACACAAUGAGAGCAGAGCCAGACUCUGUCUUCCAUCCUUUAACUUUGGUCAUUUUUCCUGUCUUCUGCCCUGCCUCAACAGAAUAACCCAAAUAGUUACCUGUAAUGGAAAUUAGAACCAUUAUAACAAGUAUUCACAAGUAUUUAGCUUAAGGGAAGAAAUGUUAAAAUGUCUCUCCCUGUGGGUUACUGAGUGUGACACACCCUGACCUCACCCACCCUCUACAAGUGGGGGCCAGGAGCCCUGUUGUGUGUUGUUGUUGUUUGUCUUCCCAACUUUGGAGUGAGUAAGUAUGCAGAUAAACCUUGUGACAAAUAUCAGGUAAAUCUGAAGUUGCUGUUUGUGUUGAGGUUUCCUUUUUAUUAUAUGUUUUCAAUAUCUGUGAAAAUUUUUAAUAAAUCAAUUUUUCUUAUGAUACCUU